AUGGAUGCUUUGCGGAUGGAAGUGGAAAACCUCAAUGCAAUGAUAAAUGAGUUGUCCAAAAGGGUGUCCAAAGAAAAGGACAGAGGUCUACAAACGCUACCCGAAGUUGACGAAUGGAUUACAUGGGCGGAAGAGGUUGAAACGAAGGCCAGUAAUCUCCUUGAUGGAAGUAUCUCAGAAUGUCAUAUUUUAUCCAAGUGUGAUGAUUUUUCCGAGAUCUCUUCUUCGACGCAUAGUUAUAACGAAAGUGUGCGCAUGACGCUUAAAGAAGUUGAAGCUCUGAGAUCUAAGGGAGUUUUUAAAGUAUUGGUCGAGAGAUCUCCCUUGUCUCUCGUGAAAAAGAUCCUCCCACCACUUCAAAAAAUUGUUUCUAGAGAAAUAUUGUUUGAAAAGGUAUGGAAAUGCCUUGCAGGAAACCAAUGUGGAACUUUGGGUCUUUAUGGCAUGGCUGGAGUCGGGAAAAGCAACCUUCUUACUCGGAUUAAAAAGAAGUUCGAAGAAGUUGGGGAUGUAUCUGGUCAUAUGAUCUUACUUGUUGUUGUUGCGUCUGACGAGGUCGUCGAGAGUAUACAAGAUGAAAUCUACAAAAGAUGUUACAUACUACUUGGAGGAGAAGCUAAAGACCACAAGGCAAAAGCGAUAUGGAAUUUGUUAAGGAGAAAGAGAUUUGUGUUGUUAUUGGAUGGCAUACAGAAGGAAGUGGAUCUCGAGGAGAUCGGAGUUCCACGGCCGAGCAGGGAGAAUGGAUGUAAGAUUGUAUUCACCACUCGUUCACGGGAAGCAUGUGGAAGCAAGUGGGUUGAUGCUGUAGAAGAAGUUACAUGUUUGGGGCCAGAAGAAGCAUGGGAAGUUUUUGAAGAGGUAGUUGGAGAAACCACGUUAAAAAGUCAUCCAGACAUACCCCAAAUGGCAAGAAUAGUCGCUAGGAAAUGUGGUGGUUUACCCCUGGCUCUCACUCUCGCCGGCAAAACCAUGUCGUGCAAAAGGACCGUACGGGAAUGGCAUCAUGCAAUUAAUGUUUUGGUUUCAUCCACCAAAAAAAAUUCAAGUAGCGAAGUUCCCAUUUUGAAGUUCGCCUACGAUAAUCUUCCUGGUGAAGAUAUCAGGUCGUGCUUCAUGUAUUGUACUCUGUUUCCGAAAAUUUGGGAUAUAAGCAAACAAGAACUGGUAGACUGUUGGAUAGGCGAGGGAAUGGUUAAAGAUGAAGAUAGAGAGAUAGCAGAGAUGAAAGGUUAUGAGAUGAUCGGUGAUUUGGUUAUAAUGGGUUUCUUGACGGAGAAUGAAUCUGGAGAUGGGGUAAAGAUGAUGCAUGAUAUGGUUCUUGAAAUGGCCUCGUGGAUAGCAUCACAAGCAUCUGAUUCUGGGAGGCACGCAGAAAACAUUGUCGUCAAAUGCGGUAAAAGGAUCAUCAGCUGCCAAAGGUCAAUGAUUGGAGAAUGGUGA
Messenger RNA from Microthlaspi erraticum, 1443 nucleotides. The record is from the annotation of a GenBank genome assembly. NCBI's taxonomy places the organism in Eukaryota, Viridiplantae, Streptophyta, Magnoliopsida, Brassicales, Brassicaceae.